Molecule: messenger RNA, 690 nt
Organism: Aspergillus novofumigatus IBT 16806
Lineage: Eukaryota; Fungi; Ascomycota; Eurotiomycetes; Eurotiales; Aspergillaceae
Product: GNAT family N-acetyltransferase
Exons: 1
Coding region: 1-690 (229 amino acids)
Molecular function (GO): acyltransferase activity, transferring groups other than amino-acyl groups
Source: RefSeq, a predicted model, not a curated record
AUGACAUCAGAUUACCACUAUACCUACUUUCGAGUCCCGAAGACAGAAGAUCUUACUCGCUCAGCACAGCGAUACAGAGAUCUGCGCCUGCAGGCCCUCAAGCUCUCACCGUCGUCAUUUGCGGCAACCUACGAAUCAGAAGCCCUUUUCACAGAGGAAUACUGGAAAUCCCGCCUGUCGCAACAAGACAGGGAGACAUUUGUUUGCGCCGCACGCCCUGCUAAGUCUACUGCAUCCACCGGAGACGACCUCGAAUGGGUGGCUCAAUUAACGCUGCUCGGUCCCCGAACCAAAGAGGAGUUCACGCUGCCAGCAGCAUCCGGGCAACCAGAACCAGGCCCCGAUGAAAAGGAGGAACGGUGGCAGCUUCUCGGUCUUUACACACUAUCUUCGCAUCGCGGGAGGGGUAUCGCGAAGCGACUGUGUGCGGAGGCUAUCAAGUAUCUUGUCGGGUAUCGGGCCGAGCCAAAGAAUGUCCAGGUUCGGUUGAUGGUUAAGUGGGGGAUGGAAGCAACUGCACGGCUGUAUCAGCAACUGGGCUUUGAGGAGGUGGGAAGCUGUACCCUUGCUGAAGCACUGAUUGCGAACGGGGAAGGGGAUCUUUUGCCGGAGGGGUACGAGGUGCAGGAGAAGUUCUGUGCGCGGGGUGGUCAUGUUAUGCUGCAGCGUUUUACCAGAGAUCGUGUAUAG